Messenger RNA from Cryptotermes secundus, 1145 nucleotides. RefSeq names its product DNA repair protein RAD51 homolog 4 (gene Rad51D). Gene Ontology annotation, molecular function: ATP-dependent DNA damage sensor activity; ATP binding; ATP hydrolysis activity. Gene Ontology annotation, biological process: telomere maintenance; double-strand break repair via homologous recombination; DNA strand invasion. Lineage: Eukaryota; Metazoa; Arthropoda; Insecta; Blattodea; Kalotermitidae. The transcript has 7 exons. Gene Ontology annotation, cellular component: centrosome; Rad51B-Rad51C-Rad51D-XRCC2 complex; replication fork. The coding region runs from base 1 to 1110 and encodes 369 amino acids. The record is from RefSeq and is a predicted model, not a curated record.
AUGCUUUUGUUGUGCAGUAUACAUCCACCAGGAGCGUUUCAUCCACAAAAUUGGAAACUCAGGAUUAGUAGCCCUGAUAAUUCUGUAAACCCACUAAAUGAAAUAAGGAGGGAAGUUGAAAAUGUUCGUAGAGAUCGUACAGAUAUAGUGGAGAGCCCGGAGAAAUUAAUUCAGAUAACGAAGCUACCAUUCAAAGAGGUUUUGCAGUUACACCGAAGUAUAACAGCAAAUUAUUCUGCAUUUCCUAUUAAAGGAAUAGAUACCUACAUUGAACUCAUAUCAAAUACUGCUCUUAUUCCAAGUGGAAUAGAAAGUGUGGAUGCUAUGAUGGAAGGAGGCUUUCUGACAGGUAAAAUCUAUGAAGUUUGCGGUCCAUCUGGAAGUGGAAAAACUCAACUUUGCCUUACUAUUUCAACACAUAUUGCCCAUGACUUUGAGCAACAAGUACAUUAUAUCGAUACAAAGACAGAUUUUUCGGGAAAGAGAGUUCAAGAAAUGUUACAAACAAGGGGAUAUAAUGAUGAGGUAAUUGGUGCAGUUAUGGAAAGAAUUCAAGUAACAAGAAUACAGGACAUUUAUGAACUGUUUUCUUUCUUGCAACAUUUGAAGACUAGCCUUCACCAUGAACAAGAUGGGGAUCAUAGUGUACGCAUUAUCUUCCUGGAUUCCCUUCCUGUUUUACUCUUCCCUUUUCUUGGAAAUGACCUUAAUGAUGGUCUGGGGCUCAUGAAUCAGCUGGCAAACACAAUGAAGUAUAUUGUAACAGAAUUCCAUAUUACAUUUAUAGUUGUAAACUUAGCUAUGCAGUUCUUAGAAGAAGAAAAUGUUCCUACUGUUGUCAGUAAUGAAUGUUUACCACGGGAUGAAAAUUUGGUUAUGUGUGAAACAGUGAAACCAGCUCUUGGGAAAUACUGGCUGGAUGUACCAUGUAUGCGACUGUUUAUUCAUAAAUUUGACUCAAGUGAAAGGAGAGAGAUAACUGUGAUGAAAAGUACAUCUCUAAGUACAAGAAAGUAUUGCAAGGUGUUAAUUCAUCCUGCAGGAGUAAUAUCAAGCUUAGGAAGUGAAUACUCAGAGAAACCAAGAAACACUUUCCAGAAUAAGUCUUAAAGAUAUGCUGAUAAUAACAAAAUAUUGACACACUG